This is a messenger RNA of Pseudozyma flocculosa PF-1, 1176 nucleotides long. RefSeq lists its product as uncharacterized. Bases 1 to 1176 code for a protein of 391 amino acids. Gene Ontology annotation, biological process: intracellular protein transport; exocytosis; vesicle fusion. NCBI's taxonomy places the organism in Eukaryota, Fungi, Basidiomycota, Ustilaginomycetes, Ustilaginales, Ustilaginaceae. The record is from RefSeq and is a predicted model, not a curated record. Gene Ontology annotation, cellular component: SNARE complex; endomembrane system; plasma membrane. Gene Ontology annotation, molecular function: SNAP receptor activity; SNARE binding. The transcript is spliced from 2 exons.
AUGGCCAGAGAUCGUCUCGCCGCCAUGAGGGCGCAGCAGUCCGGCGGCUACGGCGGCUACGGCGGAGGCAACAACGGAUACGGCGACCACUCGUACCCGACCCAGCAGACCGGCGCCGCCUACGACGGCGGCUACGCGGCGGUCCCCUCUCAGCAAGGGUACAGCCAGCCGCAGCAGGGAUACGGCCAGCAGCAGCAGUACCCGGACGCACCGCCGCCGCAGCAGCAAGGAGGCUACGGCCAGCAGCAGGGCGGUUACGGCCAACAGCAGCAGGGGUACGGCCAGCAGGACCAGGGUUACGGAGGAGGGGCGGCGGCGAUGGGCGGCAACGCGUACGAGAUGCAGGGCGUCGUGACGGAAAAGGCCGGGGGCGACAUGAACGCCUUCUUUGGCGACAUCAGCGACAUCCAGGACACGAUCCGGAUGAUUGAGGAAAACAUCAACCGCAUCUCGGAUUUGCACUCGCGCAGCCUGAACAACAUGGACGAGGCGUCGGCGCAGCAGGCCGAGCAGCAGCUCGCCACGAUCCAGCAGGAGACGAGCCGCCUGACCAACGGCGUCAAGAACAAGAUCAAGACGCUCGAGAGCCAGACGAAGCGCGUCCCCGCCGGCGGCGACAAGAACGUGCGCAACACGCAGAUCGGCGCCGUCAAGAACCGGUUCAAGGAGACGAUCCAGAAGUACCAGCAGGUCGAGCAAAACUACCGCCAAAAGUACCGCGCGCGCGCCGAGCGCCAGUUCAAGAUUGUCAAGCCCGACGCCACGCCGCAGGAGGUCAAGGCGGCGCUCGACGACGACUCCAACGGCCAGAUCUUUUCCCAGGCGCUGCUCAACUCGAACCGGCACGGCGAGGCGCGCGGCGCGCUGCGCGAGGUCCAGGAGCGCCACGAGGACAUUAAGCGAAUCGAGCGCACCAUUACCGAGCUGGCGCAGCUCUUCAACGAGAUGUCGAUCCUCGUCGACGAGCAGGACGACGCGCUCAACGUCAUCCAGGAGCAGGGCGCCCAGGUCGAGACCGACAUGCAGCAGGGCCUGCAGCACACCAACAAGGCCGUCGACUCGGCGCGCAAGGCGAGGAAGAAGAGGUGGAUCUGCUUCUGGAUCCUCAUCAUCAUCAUCAUCAUCGCCGCCGUCGCCGUCGUCGCAUCCAUCUGCUCGCAGAAGGGCAAGUGCUGA